Scomber japonicus (chub mackerel) is the source of this 2960-nucleotide messenger RNA. It is a transcript of the gene brd8a, whose product is annotated as bromodomain containing 8a. Gene Ontology annotation, molecular function: protein binding. The record is from RefSeq and is a predicted model, not a curated record. The transcript has 20 exons. Bases 1 to 2586 code for a protein of 861 amino acids. Gene Ontology annotation, cellular component: NuA4 histone acetyltransferase complex. NCBI's taxonomy places the organism in Eukaryota, Metazoa, Chordata, Actinopteri, Scombriformes, Scombridae.
AUGGCAAACGGGGUUGGAAAACACAAGCUGCUUGUCAUUGGACCAACAGAGCCAUGGUCACUGAGGGAGAAGCUGUGUUUGGCCACAUCUGUCAUGAAGAGUGGGGACCAGAACUGGGUAUCUGUCAGUCGAGCCAUCAAACCAUUUUCAGAACCUGGGCGCCCACCUGACUGGUUCUCUCAAAAGCACUGUGCCUCCAAGUACUCUGAGCUCCUGGAAACAACAGAAGCCCCAAAGAGGAAGCGUGGUGAAAAGGGUGAAGUGGUGGAGACAGUGGAGGACGUGAUAGUACGCAGACUUACUGCUGAGAGGAUUGAUGAGCUAAAAAAGUUGAUCAAAGAAACACAAGAGAAGCACAAGAAACUGAAGAGAGAGUCCGAACUGAUUCAAGCAGGCCAUCUGGAUUCCAAACUAGAAGAGUUAUGGGAGGAAAUCCUGCAGAAGAAGAGACUGGAAGAGGAGGAAUCAGAAUUGAAAAGAAAGACUACAGAUGCUGCUUAUCAGGCCAGACAGGUGGCAAAGAACACACCUAAGCGAGUGCCCGGCAUCACCAUGCAUUCACCCUCAGACUGCAGUUCUCCAGGCCAGGAAUUCUCACCAGGUGACCCACUCGAGUGCUUGACACUGGAUCAUGUAUCCGCAAAGAAUGCUUCAGGAUCAGCCAGGUUAAUGUCAUUCGCUGAGUCGCCUGGAUCUGGUAGUGACGACAUCAGCCAUGGGUCACUUCUGGAUGACCCCACCCAAAAGAAGCUCCUGGGCCAGAAAGGCACACCACCACCGUCUCCACUUUUAUCAGAGUUACUGAAGAAAGGCAGUAUCUUGGCAACAAAUUCUAGACUGAUUGGGGAAAGUGAUGGCUCCACUGGCAGUAUGACAGGAGCACAUGACCUGCAGCUGGCUCCACCUUGUCUGCCUCUCUCUCAGGCAACAGGUGCACCGAUGUUGUCUCGUCUCCUGGAGGCAGGUCCCACCCAAUUUUCAGCCCAGUUAGGUUUCAUGGUCAGUCCAGAUUCUGCCUCCAGUGCUCCUCUCUCUGCUGCCACUCCUGUUCCUGCGGACUCUACUGCCUCAGCAUGCACAGAGGUGGAUGUGAUGGUGCCGUCUGUUCCCACUGGAUGCCAGCCUGCCUCUGCAGGGGAUAAAACAUCAGAGCUCAGUGAAGAGGAUGUAACUGUGUCCUACAUGGGAGAUGAGUUGGAUCUAAAAACAGUGGGGGACAUAAUCGCCAUCAUUGAGGACAAGGCAGAUGAGACUGCAGAGGCUUUGGAUGCAGCUGCAGUUGAGGCUGCUCUGUCCCUGUGUGAAGAGAAUGGCCACGCUCUGUCUGGCGCCUGGGAAGCUGGGCCUUUCCAGCCCCAUGACUCUCACUCCGCAGUGCCCACAGGGGUCCCACAGUCCUCAUCUCUUCACAAUAGCCUGGCAGGGAAGACAGAAGUAUUAGAGGUUCAGGGCGGGACUUCAGCUCCACUCUCCUCUCUGUGCAGUAGUCAAGAUAACUGUCUUGCAGCACUCCCCAUGGGACUGAGGGGCCUUCCUCCUACCUCCUUAUCCUCAUACAACUCAAGGAGUUUGGUGCACUGCCACACUGGAGCACCUCCACAGCCUGAGGCAAUGAGAGAGACUGGAGAGUUGAUGCACCAGAAAAGCCAAAUUUCAUUGGACGUUACCAUAAAAUGUGAGAAUGACAAGUGGGCACAGCAAAGACCUGAUAAACCCCAUGGAGACUCAGUAUUAGAAGAUAGCCCACUGACAGAAAGGCGUUCCAAGGAGAUGAGGGCAGAGGAUGGAGUAAGAGUUCGGGGAGGAGAGAACGCCUCAGGGACUAAAGUGGACAAUGAGGUCAACGGGCCAGAAGUGUGUGGAGAAGAAGAUGGAGAUGGGGUGGAGGGAUUCUUGUCAGAGGCCGACGGGGAGACAGAGCUAGAGCCUGCAGCCAGCGAGAGCGAGGAUGGAUACAGCCUCCAUACCGCCUCCUCGUCUCUGCAGCUGCACACAACUGCAGAUUCCAUCGCCAGCAGCCCUGCCUCGUCGCAGUUUUCUGUAUGCAGUGAGGACCUGGAAGCUCUACAGGCUCACAAGAUCUGGAAGAAAGCCAUUAUGCUGGUGUGGCGUGCAGCGGCCAAUCACAGGUAUGCAAAUGUAUUCCUGCAGCCAGUAACUGAUGAAAUUGCACCUGGAUAUCACAGUAUUGUACAGAGGCCCAUGGACCUGGCCACCAUAAAAAAGAACAUCGAGACUGGAUUGAUACGGACCACCGCUGAGUUCCAGCGGGACAUCAUGCUGAUGUUUCAGAAUGCGGUCAUGUACAACAGCCUGGAUCAUGACGUGUACCACAUGGCUCUAGAGAUGCAGCGCGAUGUCCUGGAGCAGAUCCAGCAGUUUCUAGCAACCCAGCUCAUCAUGGAGACAUCAGAGUCUGGUAUCAGCGCCAAGAGCCUGAGGGGCCGUGAGAGCACGCGCAAACAGGACUCUACUGACAAGGACACUGUCUCCAUGUCCUCUCCUGCCUUUCUUCUUUCUCUUUUUGACGGAGGCACCAGAGGGCGCCGUUGUGCCAUAGAAGCUGACCUCAAGAUGAAGAAGUGAAUGAACCGUAUGAAAAUGUUGUCUGACAGUGUCCCUGAGUUCAAGUGAAAGGUGUAAUACUACAAGACUGAAUUUAUCCUCUGUCAGUUGCACAGAGUCUCACUCUGCAUAAUUUGCAAUGUAAUCCUUUACGUGCACUCUAUUUUAAAUGGGUAGACUGUAAUGUGGAGAAGAUCAUAUCUUCUGAGACAGCAAUACAGACAUGGAUUACAUGUAAUCCCAGAUUACAAGGGGGCAUUCAGGAGGACUAGGUCAAACCUUUCAUAGACGUAGUUGCAGAUCAUCCAGAGUUAGCCUGCACUGAAUCACAUCAGCUCAUAAAAGUGAAGAUGGGAGUCACUCCUAGCCUAAAAAUGGACUGAAAUUAAGCCUAC